Molecule: messenger RNA, 1002 nt
Organism: Exophiala aquamarina CBS 119918
Lineage: Eukaryota; Fungi; Ascomycota; Eurotiomycetes; Chaetothyriales; Herpotrichiellaceae
Exons: 1
Coding region: 1-1002 (333 amino acids)
Molecular function (GO): S-adenosylmethionine-dependent methyltransferase activity
Source: RefSeq, a predicted model, not a curated record
AUGACUUCAGCCCAGAGGCCUCAUCAGGAGGAAGCGACAUUCCGCAACUACGAUACCUCGGCUGCGAAACGAUAUGCUCAGUACCGGAGUGGUUGGUCUGACUCCCUCAUCCAGACGCUCAUCUCGCAACACACUUCCUUCGGUGGCGAGAACGGCCUCCUCUUGGACAUCGGCUGUGGCCCGGGCAAUUCUACAAGAGACCUUGCCCCGCAUUUUCAGAGCGCUCUGGGGGUCGAUCCUUCUCCAGGCAUGGUUGAGGUUGCUCGCGGUAUCCCCAUCUCAACGGCUCGCGGUGAGCCCGUAAGAUACGAAGUCGGGAAAGCGGAGGAAAUGAGCUCUCUUCCGGCUUUGGCGCAGCUCAGUCCCGAGAGUCAUGGGAAAGAAUGUGUGGAUCUUAUCACCGCCUCGACUGCUGCACAUUGGUUCAACAUGCCGCCAUUCUGGGCGGAGGCGGCCAAGAUCUUGAAACCGGGUGGGAGCGUGAUUCUCUGGUGUGCAGGUGGCUUCUACAUUGAUGCUAAUAAUACACCGAAUUAUGACAAGGUUAGACAGCUUCUUGAUCGUUUCGAAUUGGAAGUGCUCGAGCCAUUUUCUACUGAAGGAAACGUCCUGUGCAGGAACCUUUAUGUCGGACUAAAAUUACCAUGGGAUUGCGUGAAAGAUGACCAAGAACUGAAGGAUGUCCUGGAAGUAUUCGACCCCAAGGACUUUACAAGGCUGGAGUACAACAAGGACGGUUACGUUGCGCCAGGAGAGUCGUUCGUGCGAGGCGGUCGGUCUGACUUUGACACGAUGAAGAAACUCAUGGGCACAGCUAGUCCGGUCCAGAGGUGGCGGGAAGCGUACAAGGAGCAGUUACAGAACGGACAAGUCGAAGAUUUGCUGGACAAGGUGAUGAGAGAAAUCAAAGAGCUUUUCGCCGAGGUCGAGGAGGGAAAGGAUAGGGAUUGGAUGGAUGUUGGUAGUGCUGUUGCUGUGCUCGUUGUCAGAAAGCGGAGGUGA